AUGGAAACCAAGGUGACAUCCUACCAUGUGACAAACCACAGGGCAAGGAUUAUUGGGGAUGACAAUGAUGAGGAACUUCUGAGUCCAAGCAACCUCCUUGAAAUGUUACGCGAGGGGACCAAGGAGUCCCAUAACAGAUUAAUGGAAGAUUGCCAGUACCUCAAAGAUUUCUUCAGAGGCUGCAUCAGAAGGGAGCUAUUUAAGAGAGCUGCAGCAGCUCUGUACUUUGUCUACACGGCCAUAGAGGAGGAGAUGGAAAAGAACAACAAUCACCCUCACAUCUCGCCAGUCUAUUUCCCUGCAGAGCUUCACAGGCAGGAGGCCCUGGCCCAGGAUCUCGAGUAUUUCUACGGAGAGGACUGGAAGAGCCAGAUCAGCAUCUCUCCAGGCAUCAAGCCCUGCUUGGACCGCAUCAAGGAGGUGGGAGAGAAGGACCCGGUCCUGCUCGUGGCCCACGCCUGUUCCCGCUACAUGGGUGACCUCGCAGGGGCACAGUUCGCCAGGAGAGUGGCCCAGAAGGCACUGAAGCUCCCCUCCACCGGCGAGGGGCUCAACUUCUACCAGUUUGAGAACAUCCACAGUCUCAACAGCUUCAAGCGGCUUUUCCACAGCAGGAUGAACAAGCUGGAACUGGACACUGAGACAAAACAGAGGAUCGUGGACGAGUCCAACCGAUUGUUUGUCUUUGACAUGAUGAUGUUCACAGAGCUUGAAGAGAUUGGGAAGACCAUCGAGGAGGACGUUCAAGAGCCAGGUCUUGGACACAGUCAUGCAGACAUUAUUCAGGGUGGUGAUAUCAAAAAGUUUCCUAACCAUGUUCCAGCCACCAGUGGAAAUCUUCCCCAUGUGUGUCAGUGUGUCAUGAUGCUUCUCAGACAUCCACGCUGUCAGGUGGCUCUGGCUGCCUGUGUGGCCGUCCUCGCUGGGUUCACUGCCUGGUACCUUCUGUGA
Paralichthys olivaceus (Japanese flounder) is the source of this 951-nucleotide messenger RNA. RefSeq names its product heme oxygenase 2a (gene hmox2a). Gene Ontology annotation, biological process: response to oxidative stress; heme catabolic process; heme oxidation. Lineage: Eukaryota; Metazoa; Chordata; Actinopteri; Pleuronectiformes; Paralichthyidae. The record is from RefSeq and is a predicted model, not a curated record. Gene Ontology annotation, molecular function: heme binding; heme oxygenase (decyclizing) activity.